AAACGCAGGGGGCGCCGCGCGGCGCAGUGGUGGCGCCGGCACAGGAAUUUCGGGCGAUUUGGGGUCAAGGUCGGUGACCAGUGGGCAAAGUGGGCGUGGCCGCGAGUGGGCCAGUGGAGAGCGCCAAGUGGAGAGCAGAAAGGCCGCAGCCGCCGUCGCAGCUGGAGCAGCAAAUGUGCUGAGCGAGAUCUCGUCUCGAGCCGAAAACGCACCGACCGACAGACCGACCACCAGCUGCUCUGCUUUCUCCAUGCGAUGCGCCUCAUGCAUGUGCAGCUCGUCCUCCUGACGCUGUGGGCGUUAGGGGACUCGCUGAUCGUGGCGGCGCCGGCCAAGGACAGCAAGCAAACGAAGCUGCUGGUGCUGCUGACGGCGGCUCCGGCGGCGCCGCACGCAGCCGCGGCGGCGAUCGUGGCGCAGCACGUGCUGCCGGCGGCCGUGUCGACGACGUCGCUGCGGCACGUGCACAACGCUGCGGAGACGACGCACACGAUGACCGAGAUCCACCACCACGCGUUGCCGCACCCAGCCUCCUCUGUGAACGGCCACUCGCUGGGCUACGGCGGUGGCACGCCACUCGUCGCCCUGCAUGCCAACCUCUAUACUUUGCACGUCGGCGGCUUUGGCGUUGGUCUGCACGUCGGUGGCCACGGACACGGCCACGGCUACUUCGCUCUCAUCUGACGCACGAGCGUGUGAUUUUUUAGUGAUCUGAUCGGAUUGUGCAAACCGAAAGUGAGAUUGUGAUUCUACUUGUAAAAUGCUGCUGAACACUGGCUUGGCAAAAUUAGUCAAAUCGCCUGCUUUGAUUGAUUUUUUGACCAUCAAAGAAGCACUGGAAUUUCAAUUUUGACAGAACCAAUAGACUCCUGAGGAUUGAAUUAAGCUAGGUAGACGAAUAACUCAACUAGUUCAUCAAUCUGGUGAAAAUUCGUGACAAAAAUCUGUGGAAAUAACGUGAUAAACCAGAAAACCAAUCAGAGAACGGAAAGGUUUUCUUAUCGACGGCAGCGACACAGUGACAAAAGUCUGGCUGUUAGUUGCUCUGGCUGUUGAUGUGUCGCUGCCAUCGCUACGCCAAACAGCCAAUCAGAGGACCUCUCCUUUCUCUCAUUGUUCGCCAUUCUUCUGGACUUUAUACUAGUUUCAAAAAAGAAGUAACGGUUUUUUACAUUUCCACCAAUUUUCGGCAUUGCAUCAGUGCAAUUCGGUUGCCCAACCGAAUUCGACCCUAAGGAAUCGACUGAAAGUGUCAAAAAGUAAAUUCCAGCGCUACUUUAAUAUGAGCUCUACCCAGAGAUCAAUUCCUUAUAGGACCUUCCAAUCCUAAAAUUGUUGAAAGUUCUAAUGUUUUUACUUGGAUUUAUACUGAUUAAUUUAAUUAAAGGCUGAGUGUUCCCCCAGUAAAAACACCCAAGAAAAGUAGCGAUACACGAUCGAUUUCCAUCUCUCUUUCUUGAGGUGUGUCGUUCUUUUUCCUGGGUGUUUCCCGCCUUUAAGCCCCGGUCUGAGUGAUACUGUGUAAAAUUUUAAGAUUAAUUUCAAAUCUCGAAUUUUUCCAAGCCAUGGUUAAAUUGUCAUCCUCUCAUUUGUCACCAUCCGAAAUUUCACCCUAUCAGCUAUACAUAUAACACGCUUAUUUCCCCACUCCCUGGCCCCCAAUGCUUUUAUUGUCAUCGACCUUCUUCCUUUAUUAAAAGUAUAGAAAAAGAGAGUGAAGUGUGUUUUGAGCGUGAAAUCCUCGCCGGCGGGUGUUGCGAGGAAUUCGACUACUAAUUUAUUUCUGUGUAACUGCAUGCUGAUUCAUUGUUUCAUUGAUCGACUUUUAGCCAAAAACCAUUUAGUAGUGUGUUGUAAAUAAAUAGAUUUAGACUGUUAGCGCUUAAAUUGAUCAAUAAAUUUAACUUCUUGUUAAGAGCAGAAGAAAAAAAACA
Molecule: messenger RNA, 1934 nt
Organism: Cloeon dipterum
Lineage: Eukaryota; Metazoa; Arthropoda; Insecta; Ephemeroptera; Baetidae
Product: cuticle protein 64-like
Exons: 2
Coding region: 256-684 (142 amino acids)
Source: RefSeq, a predicted model, not a curated record